CGUAUUCCCGGCUACCGAAGUGGAAAAGAUGGCGACUCCGUGCCACAAGCCAUAGUUGUCUCGGCGUGCUCGACGAUAUCCCUAAAGAGUGUUAGACCAGGUACUAGCAGGAAUUUCACCACAGCUGCCAUGAUGGCGGCGACUUAACAUAACCGUAUUAACUCCCCACUCAUGUCCACUCCCCCAUGUUGCCUCAAAUUUAUGUCUGACACCCAUGUCCUCGUCUGCACCACAAGGCUGAUAUUGACUCUGCUUUCAAUCGUGACGCCAUGGCCAUCUACGGUGGUGCAGCGCCUUCGCUGGCGGGCAGUGUCAUCAUGUUGACGACGCUGGCAUUAUUGACUUAUGGCCUGCGGGUAUACUGCCGAGUGACUAGGAAAUCAUGGAGUGUGGAGGAUUGGAUCAUGACGGCUGCAUUGGUGCCCUUCGCCGUGCUGGUAGCUGGAUGUCUGGGGGGAGCUUUCAAUGGCAUUGGUAUCCGUGACUCUGUGUUGGCAGAGCCACAGAACGUCAAAUACCAAGGAGAAGGACAGAAGUUUUUCCUCAUUUUCGAAGUCGGUUACUGUUCUGCCAUUAUUCCCAUCAAGCUCAGUAUCAGCUGGAUGUUGAUCCGCGUGGCCGAGGGUCGCAAAGCGUACCUCUACGUGCAAUACGUGGUGAUUGUUGUCUUUGUGCUGAUGAAUAUCAUCGCAUUGAUCUUUAUUUUGAUCAACUGCAUCCCUGUUGAGGCGGCCUGGGAUACGGAACUGCUUGCCAAGGGAGGACACUGCCAACCAUCCUACGUAUUGGCCGACGUCUACUACGCCUGCACGGCUGUGAACAUUCUCACUGACUGGGUGACGGCUUUCAUGCCUGUACCUCUCCUAUGGAAUGUCCAAUUGAACCGCAACACCAAGAUCUCGAUUGUCGGCCUAAUGGGCCUGGGUGUCUUCGCCUCUAUGUCCGCCUGCGUCCGUCUCAAAUACACCGUCGCCCUAACCAGCCAAUCCAACUACCUCUACAGUGUCACCAACGUGGUGAUCUGGGGAUUCGCCGAAAACGCCCUGGGAAUGAUCGUCGGCAACGUCGCGACGCUGCGCCCACUGUUCCGCAUCCUCCGCGACCGCAAGACAUCGUCGAACAACCGAUACAACUCCCGGGGAUACUACAGCUCUCAGCGCACGGGACCGGCAAACAUGUAUUCUCGCAAUUACGAGCUGGCUGAGCAGGGAAAGCACACCAACAAUAUCACCACUACCUCGGUACCUGACCAUACGCGACGACCUAGUCAGUUGAGUGAUGGGGAUAGUCAGAAGCAGAUUCUUGUGGGUGGAACUCCUCCGGGAGAUACGGAUAUUCUUGUUAGUCGGCAGGUUAUUGUGGCGUAUGAUUAGCAUUGGGAGGUUGGUGGGCUGGCUGGUUGGAGUUGGGGCAUCUUAUACUACUCUCUUUGCAUACAUUUCUUUAUGUUAAUAACUAUAAAUACUAUUAAAAAGUCAUAUACAG
Molecule: messenger RNA, 1485 nt
Organism: Aspergillus vadensis CBS 113365
Lineage: Eukaryota; Fungi; Ascomycota; Eurotiomycetes; Eurotiales; Aspergillaceae
Exons: 6
Source: RefSeq, a predicted model, not a curated record